Dermatophagoides pteronyssinus (European house dust mite) is the source of this 1051-nucleotide messenger RNA. Its product is annotated as endonuclease G, mitochondrial-like. The record is from RefSeq and is a predicted model, not a curated record. NCBI's taxonomy places the organism in Eukaryota, Metazoa, Arthropoda, Arachnida, Sarcoptiformes, Pyroglyphidae. Gene Ontology annotation, molecular function: metal ion binding; nucleic acid binding; RNA endonuclease activity. Gene Ontology annotation, biological process: apoptotic DNA fragmentation. Gene Ontology annotation, cellular component: mitochondrial inner membrane; nucleus.
GACAAAGCAUGGCUAUAUGAUUUGUGUAAAUAAACAAUAGAUAUUGUUGAUUGUAAUUAAAAUUUUGUAAAUAAUUUAUAUAUGAUGAAACUAUUUCAUAAUCGAAAAUUAUUAUCAUGGAUGCGUACUGGUGUUAUAUCGAUUGGUGCAUUCACUAUUGGUGUAUAUUUUGAACGAAAUGGUCAUCUUUAUGCUGAUGUUGGACCAACAAAAUCAUUAAGUAUCAGUACACAUGGUGGUGAUGAUGUUAUUGAUUCACCGUUAUCCAAACCACUGCAGCCAUUACCAUCAUCAUCAUCAUCAUCUCAUAUGGCAGAGAUUAGCCGUUUUGGUUUUCCAUCAAUGGAUUCAUUACGUUCAUAUAAAAAUUUUCUAUUAAGUUAUGAUCGAAGAAAUCGUGUUGCCAAUUGGGUAUUAGAAUAUAUUACUAAUAAUGAUUUAAUUUCUGAUGAUUAUAAUCGACAAGGUAUUGAAUUUCGUGAAGAUCAAUCAUUUCAUCAUUAUUUUCGUUCAACAAAUCAUGAUUAUAAAGGAUCAGGUUAUGAUCGUGGACAUUUAGCUGCGGCUGGAAAUUAUCGUAGUAAUCCUGAACAUAUAAAAGAAACAUAUGUUUUAUCUAAUAUUGCACCACAAAUUGGUCGUGGUUUUAAUCGUGAUAAAUGGAAUGAUCUUGAAAAAUAUUGUCGCCGUAAAGUAAGAGAAUUAAAAUCAUCAGGCGUUUGGAUCUGUACCGGUCCAUUAUAUUUACCACAAAAAGAUACAACAAGCGGUAAACAUUUUAUUCAUUAUGAAGUGAUCGGUCAUAAUCAUGUGGCUGUACCUACACAUUUUUUUAAAGUACUUCUUUAUCCAAAUAAUAAUGGUCAAUGGUUUAUGGAAUGUUUCCUGAUGCCAAAUCAAGUGAUAAAUGAUAAAAAAUCAUUACAAUCAUAUCGUGUUAAUCCGGAAAUAAUUGAACGUUCUGCCGGUAUUUUAUUAUUCAAUCAAAUUCCACGACAUCAAUUACAUAUUAAUCCUUAGAUCUCAAAUAAACAAAAACAAAAAUAUUUUG